This is a messenger RNA of Penicillium griseofulvum, 1134 nucleotides long. RefSeq names its product NAD(P)-dependent alcohol dehydrogenase. Lineage: Eukaryota; Fungi; Ascomycota; Eurotiomycetes; Eurotiales; Aspergillaceae. The record is from RefSeq and is a predicted model, not a curated record. Gene Ontology annotation, biological process: D-sorbitol catabolic process. Bases 1 to 1134 code for a protein of 377 amino acids. Gene Ontology annotation, molecular function: zinc ion binding; L-iditol 2-dehydrogenase (NAD+) activity. The transcript is spliced from 3 exons.
AUGACCGUCACAGAAGCUUCCCAGGUAGUCUCGAUCCUGGUCCAUGACCCAAAAACUCCCAACCAGGCCUUUGUACUACAUCCCGGAGGGACAUUUACAUUCGAAGAACGCAGCACACCCACCCUCCAAUCAGAUCGAGAUGUCAUAGUCCGAGUAAUGGCAACAGGUCUCUGUGGUUCAGACGUCCACUACUGGCAACACGGCCGAAUAGGCCCCUACAUCGUCAAGGACCCAAUAACCCUAGGCCACGAGUCCACAGGCAUAGUAGUAUCCGUCGGAACGGCCGCGGACCUCAAAAUCGGCGACCGAGUCGUCCUGGAACCCGGCAUCGCCUGCAACACCUGCACCAACUGCCGCAGCGGCCGCUACAACCUGUGCAAAACGAUGAAAUUCGCCGCAACACCACCUUACAACGGAACACUCGCAACAUACUACCGCGUACCUGCAGAAUGUUGUUUCAAGCUCCCAGCGCAUAUCUCCCUGCGCGACGGGACGCUAAUCGAGCCGCUUAGCGUGGCUGUGCACAGCUGUCGAUUGGCGGGGUUUAUGCAGGAUAAAUCGCUGAUUGUGUUCGGGGCUGGGCCGGUGGGGUUGCUUUGUUGUGCUGUUGCGCGGGCGUUCGGUGCGAAGACGGUUGUUGCUGUGGAUGUUGUUCCUGGGCGGCUUGCUUCUGCCGUGAAAUUUGGUGCUACGGAUACAUACAAAAUGAGUGAUGGGACGGUGGAGGAAAAUGCGGUGGAUUUGUUGGAGGGGGUUGGGUUGGAGGGUGCUGAUAUUGUGCUUGAUGCGACGGGGGCGGAGGCUUGUUUGAAUUGUGGUAUUCUUGCGCUUGUGCAGGGUGGGACGUUUGUUCAGGUUGGAUUGGGGAAGCCGAAUCUGUUGGUUCCGGUUGGGCAGAUCUGUGAUAAGGAGAUUGUUUUCAAAGGGAGCUUUAGGUAUGGGCCUGGGGAUUUUAAAUUGGCUAUUGGGUUGCUGGAUUCGCGUCGGAUCAGGUUGGAUGGGCUUGUUACUCAUGAGUUUCCUUUUGGCCAGGCUGAGGAUGCUUUUAAAAAUGUUGCUGGGCGAGGUGGGAUUAAGAGUGUGAUUUAUGGCCCGAAUGUUGAUGAGGAAGAGGCAAGAGCAAGUUUAGUAUAG